Molecule: messenger RNA, 4225 nt
Organism: Vitis vinifera (wine grape)
Lineage: Eukaryota; Viridiplantae; Streptophyta; Magnoliopsida; Vitales; Vitaceae
Product: putative disease resistance RPP13-like protein 1
Exons: 2
Coding region: 1-4029 (1342 amino acids)
Biological process (GO): defense response to other organism
Molecular function (GO): ADP binding
Source: RefSeq, a predicted model, not a curated record
AUGGCUGGGGCUUUAGUUGGAGGUGCUUUCCUCUCGGCUUCUCUUCAAGUUCUAUUUGACAGGUUGGCUUCUCGCGAGGUUGUGAGCUUCAUCCGGGGGCAGAAGCUCAGUGAUGCGCUCCUGAAGAAGUUGGAAAGGAAGUUGCUGGUCGUCCAUGCAGUGCUCAACGAUGCUGAGGUCAAACAAUUUACAGAUCCAUAUGUGAAGAAGUGGCUGGUCUUGCUUAAAGAGGCUGUGUAUGAUGCGGAGGACAUAUUGGAUGAGAUCGCCACAGAGGCUUUGCGACACAAGAUGGAAGCUGCGGAGUCCCAAACCAGCACAAGUCAGAGCAUAGAAAAGAGGGUGGAGGAGAUCAUUGAUAGACUUGAAGAUAUGGCACGAGACAGAGCCGCCCUUGGGUUGAAAGAAGGUGUUGGCGAGAAACUGUCACAAAGGUGGCCUUCUACUUCUUUGGUGGAUGAAUCUCUUGUCUAUGGCAGGGAUGAUGAAAAACAGAAGAUGAUUGAACAGGUGUUGUCUGAUAAUGCAAGGAGGGAUGAGAUAGGUGUGAUUUCCAUAGUGGGCAUGGGCGGCCUUGGCAAGACCACACUUGCUCAGCUUCUAUAUAAUGACCCAAGGGUGAUGGGACACUUCGAUUUGAAGGCAUGGGUUUGUGUUUCCGAAGAAUUUGAUCCUAUUAGAGUUACAAAAACAAUUCUGGAGGAGAUUACUUCAUCCGCUUUCGAGACAAAUAACCUAAAUCAGCUUCAAGUUAAACUGAAAGAGAGAAUUAAUACGAAGAAAUUUCUACUUGUCUUGGAUGAUGUUUGGAACGAGGACUCCAGUAACUGGGCUAUGCUACAAACUCCACUCAAAGGCGGGGCAAAGGGAAGCAAGAUUGUUGUAACGACCCGCAGCACCAAUGUUGCAGCAGUUAUGCGCGCUGUUUAUUCUCAUUGUCUUGGUGAACUAUCCUCUGAAGAUUCCUGGUCUCUGUUUAGAAAACUCGCAUUUGAAAAUGGAGACUCGAGUGCAUAUCCACAACUAGAAGCAAUUGGUAAGAAGAUUGUGGACAAGUGCCAAGGUUUGCCACUAGCUGUAAAAGCAGUGGGGGGCCUUUUACAUUCUGAGGUUGAAGCGAGGAAAUGGGAUGACAUACUAAACUGCCAAAUAUGGGAUUUGUCCACUGAUACAGUUCUUCCUGCAUUGAGAUUGAGUUACAAUUAUCUGCCUUCACAUCUAAAGCAAUGUUUUGCCUAUUGCUCAAUUUUUCCCAAGGACUACGUAUUGGAGAAAGAGAAGCUAAUUUUGUUAUGGAUGGCUGAGGGUCUUUUACAAGAAUCAAAAGGCAAGAGAAGAAUGGAAGAGGUAGGUGACUUGUACUUUCACCAGCUUUUAUCGAAGUCAUUUUUUCAAAAUUCAGUUAGGAAAAAGGAGACACACUUUAUAAUGCAUGACCUUAUUCAUGACUUGGCUCAACUGGUGUCUGGAGAAUUUUCUGUCAGUUUGGAGGAUGGUCGGGUAUGCCAAAUCUCAGAAAAGACUCGUCAUUUAUCAUAUUUUCCGAGAGAAUAUAAUACCUUUGAUAGAUAUGGAACACUUUCUGAAUUUAAGUGUUUGCGAACAUUUUUACCAUUGAGGGUUUACAUGUUUGGCUACUUAAGUAAUAGAGUUCUACACAAUCUAUUAUCGGAAAUUAGGUGCUUGCGGGUGUUGUGUUUGCAUGGCUAUGGUAUUGUUAAUUUGCCCCAUUCAAUUGGCAAGUUACAACAUUUGCGUUACUUGGAUCUCUCUAAUACUUUGAUUGAAAAAUUGUCUACAUCAAUAUGUACUUUGUACAAUUUACAAACAUUGAUAUUGUCAAGGUGUUCGAAAUUGUAUGAAUUGCCUUCAAGAAUUGAAAAUUUGAUUAAUUUGCGUUAUCUUGACAUUGAUGAUACCCCAUUAAGAGAGAUGCCAAGUCAUAUUGGCCAUUUAAAAUGUUUGCAAAACUUGAGUUAUUUCAUUGUGGGGCAAAAGAGCGGGUCGGGGAUUGGAGAAUUGAAGGGACUUUCAGAUAUAAAGGGAACACUUAGAAUUUCAAAGUUGCAGAAUGUGAAAUGUGGCAGGGAUGCAAGAGAAGCCAAUUUGAAGGACAAGAUGUACAUGGAGGAGUUAGUGUUGGAUUGGGAUUGGAGAGCAGGUGAUAUUAUACAAGAUGGAGACAUAAUUGAUAAUCUUCGGCCACAUACAAACCUAAAGAGACUCUCUAUUAAUUGUUUUGGUGGUUCGAGAUUUCCGACAUGGGUAGCAAGUCCUUUAUUCUCUAAUCUCCAGACCCUAGAGCUUUGGGAUUGUGAAAAUUGUUUAUCAUUGCCACCACUUGGGCAGCUACCCUCUCUUGAACAGUUACGGAUCUCAGGAAUGAAUGGAAUAGAGAGGGUGGGCAGUGAGUUUUAUCAUUAUGGGAAUGCUUCUUCCUCCAUUGCAGUUAAGCCUUCCUUCCCAUCCUUACAAACUCUAAGAUUUGGGUGGAUGGGCAAUUGGGAGAAAUGGUUAUGUUGUGGAUGCAGACGUGGAGAAUUCCCUCGUCUCCAGGAGCUUUAUAUAAUCAACUGUCCAAAACUCACUGGGAAAUUACCAAAACAGCUUCGAUCCUUGAAGAAACUUGAAAUUGUUGGAUGUCCGCAGCUGCUUGUGGCUUCACUCAGAGUUCCUGCAAUCAGUGAAUUGAAUAUGGCCGAUUGUGGUAAAUUACAGUUGAAAAGGCCAGCUAGUGGCUUCACUGCUCUUCAAUUCUCACGCGUUGAAAUUUCAAACAUCUCUCAGUGGAAGCAACUACCAGUGGGAGUGCAUAGCCUCUCAAUUACAGAAUGUGAUUCUGUGGAGACUCUAAUAGAAGAGGAACCGCUCCAGAGCAAAACUCCUCUUCUCAAAAAAUUGGAAAUCACAUAUUGUUGUUUGUCUAGAUCCUUGCGCAGAGUUGGUUUACCCACUAAUGCAUUGCAAUCACUAGAAAUCUCUCACUGUUCCAAGCUAGAGUUUCUCCUACCUGUGUUGUUGAGAUGCCACCACCCUUUCCUAAAAAAUAUACACAUUAGAGAUAACACCUGUGAUUCUCUUUCAUUAUCCUUCUCCUUAAGCAUCUUCCCAAGAUUGCGUUAUUUUGAAAUCAUUAAACUUGAAGGGCUUGAAUUCCUCUAUAUCUCCGUUUCAGAGGGGGAUCCCACAUCUCUUAAUUAUUUGAGUAUCUCACGGUGCCCUGAUGUUGUAUAUAUUGAAUUACCCGCUCUCGACUCAGCAGGUUAUUUUAUCUCCAACUGCUUGAAGCUCAAGUUAUUGAAGCACACCCUCUCAACUUUGGGGCGUUUGAGUUUAUUUCAUUGUCCAGAAUUGUGGUUUCAGAGGGAUGGCUUGCCCUCCAACCUACAUGAACUUGAAAUUUCAUGCUGCGACCAACUCACAUCUCAGGUUGACUGGGGUUUGCAAAGACUGGCCUCUCUUACAAGAUUCAAUAUCAGGGGUGGAUGCCAAGAGGUUCAUUCUCUUCCCUGGGAGUGCCUACUGCCCUCCACAAUUACCACUCUCAGAAUUGAACGACUUCCAAACCUCAAGUCUCUGGACAGUAAGGGGCUUCAACAACUUACCUCUCUCUCAAACUUAUACAUUGGCGACUGCCCUGAGUUCCAAUCCUUUGGAGAAGAGGGGCUUCAACAUCUCACCUCCCUCAUAACAUUAUCCAUUAGCAAUUGUUCUGAGCUCCAAUCCUUUGGAGAAGAGGGCCUUCAACAUCUCACCUCCCUCAAAACAUUAUCCAUUAGCCGCUGCCCUAAGCUCAAAUCUUUAACAGAAGCAGGUCUUCAACACCUUAGCUCACUUGAAAAUUUGCAGAUCUCCAACUGCCCGAAGCUCCAAUACCUGACAAAAGAGAGACUGCCAAACUCCCUCUCUUUUCUGGCUGUUUACAAAUGCUCUCUGCUGGAAGAUCGCUGCCAAUUUGGGAAAGGCCAAGAUUGGCAGUAUGUAGCUCACAUUCCAAACAUAAUCAUCAACAAUGCGUUAUACUUAUGAAGAUGGAAAUAUAUCAAUGUCAAUCAGGUACUUGUUCCAUACUCAAAAUAACUUCCUUCAAAAUAAAAAAUGAUGUGGCAAUUAUUAAGUUUAUGCUUCAAAAUUUCUUAUCAUCUCUAUAGUGCUUCCUUGUUCUCUAUAAGGUUUGGUUGAUUUGGUUAUGGUCAUAAAGGCAUGGUGCCAAGCAGCUCUCAGG